UCACUUCCUUCACUCACAGCCGCCGACCUCUCAGUCUCUCAAAAAACAAGAACAAUGUUGGCGGCGGCGAACCCACCCAGGUGCCCCUUGUUCCUCACCCACUCGCUCCCACCCUCCUCUCCGUCGCCGUCUUUCAGAAUCCUCUGUUCCGCGACUUCGGCGGCGGCGGAGGAGAGGAGAGAGAUUCGGCUGGGGCUGCCGAGCAAAGGCCGGAUGGCGGCGGACACCCUGGAUCUCCUCAAGGACUGCCAAUUGUCCGUCAAGCAUGUCAACCCUCGACAAUACGUUGCCAAAAUCCCUGAGCUGUCGAACUUGGAAGUGUGGUUUCAAAGGCCCAAGGACAUUGUGAGGAAGCUGCUCUCUGGGGAUUUGGACCUCGGCAUUGCUGGUUUGGACACUGUCACUGAAUAUGCACAGGGGAGUGAAGAUCUUAUCAUUAUUCAUGAUGCUCUUGGGUUUGGGGAGUGCCACUUAUCCCUUGCAAUACCAAAAUAUGGGAUUUUUGAGAACAUUAAUUCACUAUCAGAGCUUGCACAAAUGCCGCAAUGGACUAGAGAGAAACCUCUGCGAGUUGCCACUGGCUUCACCUAUUUGGGUCCUAAAUUUGUGAAAGAAAAUGGACUGCAGCAUGUGAGUUUUUCAACAGCUGAUGGUGCACUUGAGGCAGCUCCUGCGAUGGGGAUAGCUGAUGCAAUUUUGGACCUUGUGAGUAGUGGGAUAACACUGAAAGAAAACAAUUUGAAGGAGAUCGAGGGAGGAGUUGUGUUGCGAAGUCAAGCAGUUCUUGUUGCAAGCAAGAGAUCCUUGCUCAAAAUGAAAAGUGCCCUUGAGACUACACAUGAGAUUCUCGAAAGAUUGGAGGCACAUCUGAAGGCAGAGGGUCAGUACACGGUGGUUGCAAAUAUGAGGGGAAAUAGUGCACAAGAAGUGGCUGAGCGAGUCUUGAGCCAGCCAUCAUUAGCUGGUUUGCAGGGACCCACUGUAAGUUCAGUUUAUUGCAAACGUGAUGGGCAAAUAACAGCAGAUUACUAUGCGAUCGUCAUAUGUGUACCAAAAAAGGCUCUCUACAAGUCUGUACAACAACUGAGAGCGAUUGGAGGCAGUGGGGUUCUAUAUUCCCCUUUGACUUACAUCUUUGAUGAAGAAACUCCAAGAUGGCGUGAACUCCUCUCAAAACUUGGCCUCUAAAUGUCUUUGCUGUACGUAUGCCCAUGGAGGCUUUGUAGCAUAUUGUAGGCAUAUCAAUGAGAAAGAUUUUGUUGAGCACAUCUUUGAUAUCUGAAAAUUGGUAAAGAGUGGAAAGGAUGCACUGCAUGAGGAUUUUACUUUUAUUGAAGGGAGACGAUUUUACUUUGAAAGUCGGAUCUUUGUACUCUACUAAAUGAGUGGAAACUGGACAUUGUAGUCAAGACUUUUGUAAGACGUAUUUUUUUUUAUUUUCUUCUGUAGCAGUUAAAUAGCUGAAUCUACACUGAAUUUGGUUAAAUUCUGUUGCCAAGAUCUUUGUAACGAAGAUCAAGAGCCCCAGUCGACUAAAUCUACCACAG
Argentina anserina (silverweed cinquefoil) is the source of this 1547-nucleotide messenger RNA. Its product is annotated as ATP phosphoribosyltransferase 1, chloroplastic-like. Bases 55 to 1188 code for a protein of 377 amino acids. The transcript is spliced from 10 exons. Gene Ontology annotation, biological process: L-histidine biosynthetic process. NCBI's taxonomy places the organism in Eukaryota, Viridiplantae, Streptophyta, Magnoliopsida, Rosales, Rosaceae. Gene Ontology annotation, cellular component: cytoplasm. The record is from RefSeq and is a predicted model, not a curated record. Gene Ontology annotation, molecular function: ATP phosphoribosyltransferase activity; magnesium ion binding.